AUGCCAAAUGAAAUUCUUAAUAAACUCUGUUCAGGAUUACCAUUGAAUCCUUUACCAUCACCAAAAAAAACUCGAAAUACAAAUGUACCACAUGCACCUGAUAGAAAACCUUCAUUAACCGAUAAAGAACGAAAGUUAGCAAUUAAAAAUGCACUUCGUUAUUUUCCGUCGAAUAUUCAACCUAAAUUAAUUGAUGAAUUUAUGUAUGAAUUAGAUACUUAUGGUCAUAUUUAUAUGUAUCGAUUUCAACCUGAUAUUGAAAUUCAUGCAUAUCCAAUUGAUGAAUAUCCAUGCAAAUGUAAAGCAGCUGCAGGUAUUAUGUUGAUGAUAAUGAAUAAUUUGGAUAGAAGUGUUGCUCAAUUUCCUGAUGAAUUAGUUACCUAUGGUGGAAAUGGUCAAGUAUUUUCUAAUUGGGCUCAAUUUUUGUUGGUUAUGCAUUAUUUAAGUACAAUGACAGAUGAACAAGUUCUUAUUAUGUAUUCAGGUCAUCCAAUGGGUUUAUUUCCAACUAGAGUUGAUUGCUCACCACGUGUCGUUAUUACUAAUGGUUUAAAUGAAUAUGAUCAGAUGUUUGCACUUGGUUGUACGAUGUAUGGCCAGAUGACAGCUGGAUCUUAUUGUUAUAUUGGUCCACAGGGUAUUGUUCAUGGAACAUUUAUUACCAUUAUGAAUGCAGCUCGAAAAAAAUUUGGUAAAGAUGAUCUUCGUGGAAAAGUAUUUGUUUCAUCAGGUUUGGGUGGAAUGUCUGGUGCUCAACCAAAAGCAUGUCAACUUCUUGGUUGUAUUGGUGUUAUUGCUGAAGUAAGUGAAGAAGCUGCAAAAAAACGAUAUGAUCAAGGUUGGUGUGAAGAAUUAAUUUAUAAUCUAAAUCAAUUAAUGACUCGUAUACGAGAAUGCCGAGAAAAAAAAUUAGCAAUAUCAAUUGGUUAUGUUGGGAAUGUUGUUGAUGUUUGGGAACGUUUAGCAAAUGAAAAAGAAACACUCGUAGAUCUUGGUAGUGAUCAAACAUCAUGUCAUAAUCCAUAUCAAGGUGGAUAUUAUCCAGUUCAAUUGUCAUAUGACGAAGCUCGACAAUGCAUGAAAAAUGAUCCAAAAAAAUUUAAAGAACUUGUUCAUGAAAGUAUUAAACGACAAAUUGCUGCUAUUGAUAAAUUAUAUGAACGUGGAAUGUAUUUUUUUGAUUAUGGUAAUGCAUUUUUACUUACAGCUAAACAAGCAGGUGCUCCGGUUGGUGGUGAGGAUGGAGAACGAAGUAUUCGUUUUAAAUAUCCAUCCUAUGUUCAAGAUAUUAUGGGAGAUAUAUUCUCACUUGGUUUUGGACCAUUUAGAUGGGUAUGUGCAUCAGGUUUGGCAAGUGAUUUACAAGAGACGGAUAAGAUUGCUGAAGAUGUUAUUAAAAAACUUAUGUCAAAUAAAGAUACUCCGGAUAAUGUUCUUGAACAAUAUAAUAAUAAUUUAAAAUGGAUACAAGAAGCUGAAAAUGCAAAAUUAGUUGUUGGUUCUCAAGCAAGGAUUUUAUAUUCUGAUCAAAUGGGUAGAAUUAAUAUUGGAUUAGCAUUUAAUCAAGCUGUACAAACAGGUCGAUUAAAAGGACCAAUUAUUUUAUCAAGAGAUCAUCAUGAUGUAUCAGGCACAGAUUCACCUUAUCGUGAAACAGCAAAUAUUGAAGAUGGAUCUGCAUUUUGUGCAGAUAUGUCUAUACAAAAUGUGAUUGGUGAUUCGUUUCGUGGUGCAACAUGGGUUGCAUUACAUAAUGGUGGUGGUGUAGGAUGGGGUGAAGUUAUGAAUGGUGGUUUUGGUAUGUUUCUUGAUGGAAGUACAAAAGCUGAUGAUAAUAUUCGACACAUGUUAUAUUGGGAUGUAAUAAAUGGUGUUAGUCGUCGAUCAUGGUCUGGCAAUAAAAAUGCUCGUGAGACAGUAGAACGAGCUAUGACUAAUGAAUCAAAACUUAAAGUGACAAUGCCAAAUGAAUUGGCUGAAGAAUGUAUGAAGAAGUUAUCCUUGUAA
Rotaria sp. Silwood1 is the source of this 2007-nucleotide messenger RNA. The record is from the annotation of a GenBank genome assembly. Lineage: Eukaryota; Metazoa; Rotifera; Eurotatoria; Philodinida; Philodinidae.